This is a messenger RNA of Spodoptera littoralis (African cotton leafworm), 549 nucleotides long. The record is from the annotation of a GenBank genome assembly. Lineage: Eukaryota; Metazoa; Arthropoda; Insecta; Lepidoptera; Noctuidae.
AUGUGGGGACCACGUUCCACUGUCGUAAUACAAGUAUUUCUAUUAAUUAUACCAACAAUUCUAUCAGAAGCUGACCCAUAUUCCAACGAAAAGUAUAGACCACUUGGUCCACUAGUGAAAUGUAACUUUUUACCGCUAGAAUUCUUGGAAUGUGAUGAACCAAUCGACCACAAAGGGAAUCAUACUGCGAGGGAAACUGUUGGUUACGGCUGUGUGAAGUUUGGUGGAGUUAGAUAUGACCAGGUUGAGAAAACCAAAGUACAAUGCAAAGCUUUGGAUGGGAUCGAGUGUCAUGGAAGCAGAAGUUUUCUAAGAGAUGGAUUCCCUUGUGUCCGGUACUCGGGGCACUAUUUUACCACUACGUUAAUCUAUAGUAUACUUUUAGGGUUUUUAGGUAUGGACAGAUUUUGCCUUGGGCAGACUGGGACUGCUGUAGGCAAACUCCUCACAUUAGGAGGGCUAGGAAUCUGGUGGAUAGUUGAUGUAGUGCUACUCAUUACAAAUAGUCUGCAUCCUGAAGAUGGAAGUAACUGGAAUCCUUAUGUUUAA